AUGUUUCAACAUCAAAUAAUUUAUAACAAUCUAGGUAAUACCUAUGGUAAUACCUAUUACCAACAACCACAAAUUCAAAGCAAGGUUGUUACUGGCGGUAUUGAAGAAAAUGUUCAAUAUAACAUGGACACCAUGGCCAAUUUUAUAGCGUGGUGCUCUUAUGGUAUUCUCAAACAAGAGUAUAACAGUUCAGCAUCAAACAUAUCGAGAUCAAUUAGUGCUAUUUUGUAUGCCACCAGAUUACCAACUUCAAGUAUAAUUAUUGCUUUAGAAUAUCUUAAUCAAAGAUUCUCCAAACACAAUACAUAUUUGAAAAAUGAGCAAAUUUUUGAAUUUAUUGUCAUAGCUUUAAUCCUUGCUAAUAAGUUUAAUGAUGAUAAUACAUUUACAAACAAGAGUUGGUCAGGUGCUUGUCAUUUAGAUUUAUUAUUAAUCAACCAAUUGGAAAGAGAAUGGCUAGAAGAAAUCAAAUUUUCAUUAUCUACUACUCAAUUUGAAUCAAAUAUUUUAGUUCUUGAAGAAUGUUGGGAGACUUACAAAUUGAGACAAGAAGAAACUAGCUUAAAUUCUUCUCCUAUUAAAUAUAAUCAUUCGCCAACAAAUUCAAUUAAUAACAAUAUUGAACCAAAUUACUAUUUUACUAGUAAUACAAACUCAAAUUAUAAUUACUAUAAUUCAAGUCCAAUUUAUCAACAACCACCAUAUAAUAAUAAUCAUCAUUAUUAUCAACUUCAACACCAUCAACAGCAACAGCAACAACAACAACUACAACAUCACUUUCAUCAUCAAUACCAUCAACAACAGCAACCAAUUUGGUAUGAUCCAGCUAUUCAACUGAUUCAUUUUAAUCCUUAUUACAAAAAUUAUAACGAUUACAAUGUUGCUUGCUAA
Insectozyma verbasci is the source of this 891-nucleotide messenger RNA. Lineage: Eukaryota; Fungi; Ascomycota; Pichiomycetes; Serinales; Debaryomycetaceae. The record is from the annotation of a GenBank genome assembly.